UUUAGCCAGCCAAAGUUGUCAAUGUAUUGGCAAAAGUAGAAGCAGCAGCGCAGCCCCAGUGCCAGAUACUCAGCGUCGACAUAGACGUAUUGCAAAUCGAUAAGCCAGCCGGCCCCCAAGAAACACCCACGCGGGCACACAGACGGACACAGAAUGGGCCAAACACUGUCCGAGCCGGUAACUGCCAAGGAGUCGUCGUACUGCCAGAACUCUGUGUUCCGUGUCGGCUCAAGCUGCAUGCAGGGAUGGCGCAUCAACAUGGAGGACUCGCACACACACAUUCUCUCGCUGCCGGAUGAUCCGGGCGCGGCCUUCUUUGCCGUAUACGAUGGCCACGGCGGUGCCACGGUUGCCCAAUAUGCGGGCAAGCAUCUGCACAAGUUCGUGUUGAAGCGACCCGAGUACAAUGACAACGACAUCGAGCGGGCGCUACAGCAGGGCUUUCUGGACAUUGACUACGAAAUGCUGCACAAUGAGUCAUGGGGCGAUCAGAUGGCCGGCUCCACGGCUGUGGUCGUUCUUGUGAAGGACAGCAAAUUGUAUUGCGCCAAUGCCGGGGAUUCGCGGGCGAUCGCCUGCGUGAACGGCCAGCUGGAGAUACUCUCCAUGGACCACAAGCCCAACAACGAGGGGGAGUCGAAGCGCAUCAUCGAGGGCGGCGGUUGGGUCGAGUUCAACCGUGUUAAUGGCAAUCUUGCACUUUCCCGGGCACUCGGCGACUUUGUCUUCAAGCGUGCGAACAAAAAGCCGGAAGAUCAGAUCGUCACAGCCUACCCGGACGUGGAGACACGGAAAAUCAUGGAAGAUUGGGAAUUUAUCGUACUGGCCUGCGAUGGCAUUUGGGAUGUGAUGAGCAAUGCGGAAGUGCUUGAGUUCUGCCGCACACGCAUCGGCAUGGGCAUGUACCCGGAGGAGAUAUGCGAGGAACUUAUGAACCAUUGCCUGGCCCCCGACUGCCAAAUGGGCGGACUCGGUGGGGACAACAUGACCGUCGUCCUAGUCUGCCUGCUGCACGAUAAACCCUACAGCGAUUUAAUAGCCCGCUGUCGAAAUAGCAAUAAAACGGCCUUCGAACAAGAAGCCGGCACGGCAACAAAGACCACACAGUCCAACGAUAACAUGGCCGAGACACAGACCUCGAGCCCCACAACCAGUCCCAAUUCCAGCCUGAUCACGCCCAGUGAGGCGACCAACAAUUCCGAGGAGCAGAAGAAGCUGGAGAAAGAGGCACAAGAUCCGCUGCUGGCAGCAUCCGAGAUGCAGUUAAACUAUAUCUACUAGUGCGCCUUAUAAUUAAUUAGGGUAUCCUCGAAAUGCCGCUUAGGUCAACUCUUUAUACUUACAAGUGUUCUUGGUUAAGUUUUUAUAGACUCAGAGACACA
Drosophila persimilis is the source of this 1382-nucleotide messenger RNA. Its product is annotated as probable protein phosphatase 2C T23F11.1. Gene Ontology annotation, molecular function: cation binding; protein serine/threonine phosphatase activity. The transcript has 4 exons. The coding region runs from base 154 to 1281 and encodes 375 amino acids. Gene Ontology annotation, biological process: protein dephosphorylation. The record is from RefSeq and is a predicted model, not a curated record. Lineage: Eukaryota; Metazoa; Arthropoda; Insecta; Diptera; Drosophilidae.